Molecule: messenger RNA, 5281 nt
Organism: Protopterus annectens (West African lungfish)
Lineage: Eukaryota; Metazoa; Chordata; Ceratodontiformes; Protopteridae
Gene: LUZP1
Product: leucine zipper protein 1
Exons: 9
Coding region: 1281-4373 (1030 amino acids)
Source: RefSeq, a predicted model, not a curated record
GCAAUGGUCCAUUUAAUACUAGUAACUUUUUUAGCAAAAACAGCACACGCUUUCAUUUCUAGGUACUUCGAGUCCUAGAAAACAAGAACAUGAGGAUCUCAGGCAGACUACGCUUAGAACAUUCUCUGAUCCAGACUCCAACCUCGCUCCUUCUCGACUUUUUUGUUUUUCUCCCUACAUUUUCGCCUGGAGUUUACAGGUCUCAUCCCGAUCUCCUGUCCUUCGCUCGUUGCUGUUUUCUUCCUCCCCAAAGCCCCACCUCCUACUCCAACAGCUGAGGAAGAAGAGGGAAGGGAGUGGAGCGGCAGCACUGCCGUUGCCUGGGCAGGACCGGUGAGCGUGACGUCAGUAGACGGAGGAACGGCCACCGCAGCCGGGAAGAGGCUCCUCGCUUGGGAGGGUAGUAGCGGCUUGUUAGUGCAUAAACUUGGGGGAACUCGGUCGGGUUGUAUCCUGCUCCUAAAAUAUUCAGCUGAGCGGCAAUGUGAUGCUGUGGACAUAUUAGAAGUAACUGCAGGGGGAGGGCUGUCGAGAGAAAUAAACCCGCAGUGGGAUCUAACUGUAGAAGCAGCACUUGGAAUAGGUAUACAGCUGCUCUCCGGACUGCGCUGCUUGUGAAAAGAUAUUGUGGCUACAAUUAAUUGAGAGAAGGAUCAGUUCCCAAUAUGUGCAAAACUACUUUCAUGUGCAGAUGACUGUCUUUCCACUUACAAGGAGCCUAAGAUUAUAUCCUGUGCUUAACUACCUGCUCUCAAAAUUCUUCCUGGAAUGUAUUGGCUACUGAUUUUGAAAACAUAACUGAAAGACUUUUGAAAUGCCUGGAAUACAACUUUACAGGUAAAGAACCUGACAGGUAAUUCCUUCUGUUAACUGCCAGUAAGAGGGUUGACAUUUUCCACAAGCAACAUAUCGCAAAUUGAAACAGUCUCUUCCCAUCUCAGGAAAGGUGCACUUGAUUUGAUUGUUUCCAGCUGGACUGAUGUGUUCUUCAUAGUUUGGUUUGGAUCAGGAUGACGAGGAUUAUAUAGUGAUUUGCUGCAGAGCCACAAGAGUCCUGUUCCUCGAUGAAUGCCUUUGACUGUUGAACAGGAUCCCAACACAGUGAAAAUUUGUGGCGCAAAAUCAGCCUGUCUUGGGCAGAAUAAUAAAAAAUAAUUUUCUGUUGUUUAAAGUAAGAUAGAGGAGUAUAGAUGAUCAGAGAAAAGAAGAAACUGCACAAAAGGACUCAGACUUGUACAGUGCAAGACUGGUUCUGCUGAAGCACUGCCAAGUAAAACAAAAUGGCAGAACCAGCAAUUUACAGAGAAACAUCUAAUCGCCUUCUGCGACAUAAACUGCAGAGCCUUGGACGUCGUCUAGAUGAGUUGGAGGAGGCUACAAAAAACAUACAGAAAGCAGAAGAAGAAUUACUUGAUCUGCAGGACAAGAUCAUCCAAGCAGAAGGUAGCAACUCUGCUAUGCUUGCCGAGGCUGAUGCCCUUCGCAAACGAGUGCUUAAAAUUGAAGGGAAAGAUGAAGAAGUAAAGAAGGCUGAAGAUAUUUGCAGAACUGUAAAGGAGAAACUGGAACAUGAGGAAAAAAUCACCAAGGAUCUUAAAAAUGAAAUCGAAGUGCUUCAGAAGCGAAUGGCUGAACUGGAAAAGUUAGAAGAGGCUUUUAAUAAAAGUAAGACUGACUGCACACAGUUAUGUCUAAGUCUUAAUGAGGAAAAAAAUUUGACCAAGAAGUUGACUUCAGAGUUGGAGACACUUAGGCUAAGACUUAAAGAACUUGAGGAGUCUGAAAGUAGGUUAGACAAAACUGAGCAAAGUAUAUUAAUGGAAAUGGAAAAGCUUAAGACUUUAACAACUGCUUUUGUUAAUGAAAGAAGUCGUCUUUUAGAAAAACAAAAGCAGGAUAGCACCAUUAUCCAGGAGCUGAUGCAUAAGGUGGAACAGAACAACAGACUAAGUACAGCCGAUCAAAGCAGAAAUGCAACAAAUCUUAUGGAAAGGUCACUAAAUUGGUCUGAAAGAGGAAGGAUUGAGGAAGAAGAUAUUUCCAAUAAAGUCUCCAAGGAGAGUAGGACAAAAGGAAAUUCUGAAGACUUGAAACAGACAAAGAAUGAAGACUCUGAAACAAAAGAACAUGAGAAGAGUAGCGUCCAAGAGGACAACAAAGUCAAAGAUCUCAAUCAGGAAAUAGAAAAGCUUAAAAACCGCAUUAAACAAUUACAAACCAUUGAGGAAGAUCUUAAAAAAAAUGAAGCCAAGAAUGGUGAUCUAUUAGAAGACCUUAGAAGAGCUGAUGCCAAGAAUAAAGAACUCCUAGAAAAUCUUACAAAAGCAGAAACUAGAAAUAACGAACUUCAAAUAAAGAUUUUAGCUGAACAAAAUAAAACAAGGGCACUGAGUGAACAGAUUGAAGGGUUGAAACUGCAACUAGGAAACAGUAAAGUUAUAGAAAAUGGUGAGGUUGACACUGAAGAAAACAGCUUCUUAAAAGCACAAAAGCAGAAGAAAAGGUUUUCGGUGCCAGCACAACCUAAACCACGUGAUUCAUCACCUUCAAAAGAAAGAGAGAGACUCAGAAACAGGGACAGGAAUAUUUUGGAAAGCAGCACCAAAACUCAAAGUUCAAACCCAGGUGGUUCAAAACUGUCAAAGACUUCUUCUGGUUUGGUAGAGAACCGUAGAAAGCUCGAAGAAAAGUUGUGUUCCAGUGUUUCAUCUGUACCAAAAGAAGCUGGUAUUUCACAGAAUGAUGUGAGGAAAGCUAGAGAACCACAAUCUGCUCUUAACCGGUAUCUAAAUGCAGUCACUGAGAAAAAUACAACUGUGUCUUGGAAAACAUCAAAAUCCAGUGACAAUGGACCAAAGAAUAAGUCAGACAAAAUUUUCUCAGUCACAAGGGACACAAAUCAAAGCAAUCCAGAAGCACUUUUUGAAAAGCAAAAGCAGGACAGUGUGUCUGCAACCAAGUUAGGCGUUUCUGAGCCAAAUGAGAAUGAAGGUAACAUUUCAUCAAAUGAUAGCACAAGCAGUCUGCCAAAUGGAGUAUAUAGAGUGUAUAGGUCACACACACCUUCUCCACUUCCUGUAAAUGGAAAUGAAAGUGCACCAUUCACUGAGAAAGUAUCCUUUUCUUCACGUAGCUUAGAUUUUGAAGAAAAGUCUUCAGAGGUAGAAAUUGAUUCGUCCUCAGAAGUCCAAGCCACAGUUACAAAUGUACCUUCAAGAUAUGCUCGUCCUUCAAGGUUUCAGGAAAUCACCACAGAGUCUUCUGCUGUAAAAAGUGUUAAGGAGGAUACAGCUGCAGUUACUCAGAAUAAGGAGGAUGUGAAAAGACCAUUUAGUCCUAGAAUGGCACGGCAGACUAAGCAAGUAAUCAAUCCUAUUAUAAUUGACAGAGAUAAGAAAGAGAUAAUGGGAGGACCUACAGCUGAAAUAACCACUGAGAUACCUGGACAUUCAAAAAGUGCAUAUAGCAAAGUGACAAGUAGUAUAACCAUCUACCCAUCUGAACCACCUUCUCCAAGGGAAAGACAUACUUCCACAACAAGCAUAGUGCUUCCUCAGAAUGAAUCCCCAUUGCCUAAAAGCAGUAUCAGUCUGCCCUAUGAAAUCUCAAUUAGCAGUAAUGAUAUUGUGUUAAAACCUGCUGUCACUGUAGAUGCAGACAGUGCCUCUGACAACAAAAACAGAGCAGAAGUGUCAGUCAGACGGAGCAGUGUAACAGUAUCGCCAGAAGUAGUAGCUGAAAGCAACAGCAAUAAAUCUGAUUCAGAAGGUCUUACUAGGAGAAGUCACAGACCGAAACAACCACUUAAGGAAGAAUCAUUAGAAACCAAAAAUGUUACAGUGAGGAAUGUUUCAAAAUCAUCUCGCCCUACCUACUGGUCUGAAAGCAAGUCUAAAAGUGAGGACCUUUUUUCCACUAGCUCAAGUGUGAAUCACAGAUCUGUAGUGGAUAACAAUGGGAUGAAUGCUAAAAUGAACUCUUCUGAGCCUAGUUCUAGAAGGCACAGUCCUUCUAUAGGCUGGGAAGUGACUGAAGAACUUUUAAGAAAGUCCAAAAAGAUUUUAAAUAGAUCAGUAGCAGAUUCAUCUAGAACCUAUGAUCACCGAAAUGUUUCCGGCCCGAUUCCUUGGAGUCAAAGGCUGUCACCUACACGAGAUGGCAGCCCAGACUCUGCUUAUGGUUCCAGUAUUUCACCAAGAGAAAGAAUCUCCAGCUUUUCUUCUGAGAGAAUAACAAAAACAGACACUGGAAACAAGAGGCACUCAGUUAAACUUGAAGUCUUACAAAAUCGUAGUGGGAGCCCUCCUCGUCCCGUGGGAAGCAGGCGAGAAGAAAGAGAUAGGUUUUGGAACCGUCAGUAUUUGGAUCAUUGAUCAUCUCAGUUCUGGAAUUUCCUUCUGAUCAACUGAUGGUCUGAAAAAGACAGUCACCUUUUUCGUCUGAAAAUAGCACUCCAGCUUUUAAGUAACUGCCAUCUUAAUGCGGCUCUUGGCUGUCUUCUUUGGGUUUGCAGGAGCCCUUCUCUCAGAAAUUCACAACUGAGUCCAGCAGUACUUUUACAUUUAGAGGUUUUAUUGUUCUGUUAUAAUUUCUUCCUUCUGGAAAUAGUUUUACCAGCAUUUUAAUUUUUUUUUUGUUUGACAAGGGAGGACAAUGCAUUCACUUCACUCAGGGUAACAAGGUGUGUGAACCCUUCUGCACUCAUUGCACAAGGUUUGGCAGGUGCUGUAUGUUUGGAGUACAGUCUUCAACACAAGGAAAAAUAAAAAUAAAAACUGCAUUGGAUGCGUGGACCAUGUACUGCAGCACCUAUUAAAGCAUCAGACUACAUAAUCAAACUGUGUACAGAUUAAAAAUGUGUAAGAAGGUUGAGACCAAAGGAAGCAAGACAUUAGAGAAAUGAGCUUGCAUGCAUACUCCAAAAUCAAGCUUCAUUCUGAAUUUCUUUUUUUAUCUUUGACAUAUAGGAUCAGUCCUACAAUCAUGCACUGUUAUUGGCGUACUACUACCAGCAAGGAUCCCAGUAUUGUGAGACACUUUGGUGGCUUCUGCCUUAGAUACUGUGACUAUGAUAUUUGUUUGCAGGAGCAAUCUGAAGUCUGUGCCAGAGAAUCCACAACCUUUAAGUUGUGGUUGUCGAGUGGCCAACUGUAUUUAAACAAAGCAGGGAAUCCACUCUGUAAAUAUGUCUCCUUUCCCUCAUUUUGUUUUUAUGUGCAUGAAAAUAGUAAGAAUGUCUUAUUGUUUUGAUUAGUUUACAUUAAAAAAAAUUCAACAGAAA